ACAAUGACUUUGUUUUCUUUCCAGCAGCAGUGACUGAGGGAUGGAUGUUCCCGAAACAAAAGACUCGCCUACACUUACCUUUGGAUUACCCGUUGCAUCAUCCAUUCUACAAAGUGGUAGCAGUUCCAGAGUUCGUAGAUACACAAAUGAAUACCACAGAUGGCCCCUGGAUAGAAUUUUCUAUUCGGAAAAUACAAGUACAUCUACAGAGUAGAGGUGAAUCACGUGUUCUGAAGAAACAGCAAACUUUCAUUAGUAUUGACAGACACAGUGGUGUUUUAUGGUUCACAAGAAAACCAAUGGAUGUAGGCCCUAAAAGUAUUUCUCAAGGCAAAACUAUAAAGAGUUUAUUAGUUAACUUCACUGUCCACGGCAAUACAAAAUCUAAAGGACCUGCGAAAAAAAUAGAGUUUAUACUUGUUUUGAACGGGAAUGUGUCUACCUACUGUGAUCCAAAAGCUACUUUGUGCUUUCCAAACUUAGAAACAACGUACCGUAUUUCCGAAGCAAGUUCUAAAGGGAUUAUCUUUGAUUACUUGAUGAAUCCAGGAUUUUCAAGUUUGUGCCCAAAUACAACUCUCCUGUACCGCUUGGCAACAGACCCAGCCAAUCCGAUGUCACCACUUGCUCACAUGAUCAUCGUCACUUCCCUUUCUACACAUUCGAAAGUUCUUCUUGGACUCAGCUUAGGUAUCAGUCUACCUCCAGACCCACAGUGGAACACCACUUCGAGGCAGCCGAAAUACUUGCAAGAAAAUCGCGGCAUACCAACGGUAAUUGGAGUUGGAGUGGUUGAAAUCUGUUUAUCGUCCUGUGUCAGCGGUGAACGUUUAAUUAGUUGUCAAUAUACGUCGUCAACAGCGGAAGAUGCCAUACCAGCAACUAAUGGAAUUCGAAAGAGGCCGAAUCGUUGGUAUGCGAGAGGGUGGACUUUCGUAUCGAGACCUCCUCCGUAUGACUGUGACGGAUCGUACAGUGAUCUCUCGAGUGUUAGCACAACGUUGAAGCACGGCUACAGGUGUUGUGAUGCCUAG
Stegodyphus dumicola is the source of this 1034-nucleotide messenger RNA. Its product is annotated as proto-oncogene tyrosine-protein kinase receptor Ret-like. Gene Ontology annotation, cellular component: plasma membrane; signaling receptor complex. Lineage: Eukaryota; Metazoa; Arthropoda; Arachnida; Araneae; Eresidae. Gene Ontology annotation, biological process: multicellular organism development; cell surface receptor protein tyrosine kinase signaling pathway; protein phosphorylation. Gene Ontology annotation, molecular function: calcium ion binding; transmembrane receptor protein tyrosine kinase activity; ATP binding. The record is from RefSeq and is a predicted model, not a curated record.